This is a messenger RNA of Salvelinus fontinalis (brook trout), 1527 nucleotides long. RefSeq names its product putative per-hexamer repeat protein 5. The record is from RefSeq and is a predicted model, not a curated record. Bases 1 to 1527 code for a protein of 508 amino acids. Lineage: Eukaryota; Metazoa; Chordata; Actinopteri; Salmoniformes; Salmonidae. The transcript has a single exon.
AUGGACAGCUCCCUGACAGGAGGAGGUAUCGGUACCAUGGACAGCUCCCUGACAGGAGUAGGUAUAGGUACCAUGGACAGCUCCCUGACAGGAGGAGGUACAGAGACCAUGGACAGCUCCCUGACAGGAGUAGAUAUAGGUACCAUGGACAGCUCCCUGACAGGAGGAGGUAUAGGUACCAUGGACAGCUCCCUGACAGGAGUAGGUACAGGUACCAUGGACAGCUCCCUGACAGGAGGAGGUACAGGAACCAUGGACAGCUCCCUGACAGGAGGAGGUACAGGGACCAUGGACAGCUCCCUGACAGGAGGAGGUACAGGGACCAUGGACAGCUCCCUAACAGGAGGAGGUCCAGGGACCAUGGACAGCUCCCUGACAGGAGGAGGUCCAGGGACCAUGGACAGCUCCCUGACAGGAGGUGGUACAGGGACCAUGGACAGCUCCCUAACAGGAGGAGGUACAGGGACCAUGGACAGCUCCCCGACAGGAGAAGGUAGAGGGACAGGGACCAUGGACAGCUCCCUAACAGGAGGAGGUAUAGGAACCAUGGACAGCUCCCUGACAGGAGGAGGUAUAGGUACCAUGGACAGCUCCCUGACAGGAGUAGAUAUAGGUACCAUGGACAGCUCCCUGACAGGAGGAGGUACAGGGACCAUGGACAGCUCCCCGACAGGAGGAGGUACAGGUACCAUGGACAGCUCCCUGACAGGAGGAGGUACAUAUACCAUGGACAGCUCCCUGACAGGAGGAUGUACAGGGACCAUGGAAGGCCUCCUGACAGGAGGAGGUACAGGAACCAUGGACAGCUCCCUAACAGGAGGAGGUACAGGGACCAUGGACAGUUCCCUGACAGGAGGAGGUACAGGUACCAUGGAUAGGUCCCUGACAGGAGGUGGUACAGGGACCAUGGACAGCUCCCUGACAGGAGGAGGUACAGGGACCAUGGACAGCUCCCUGACAGGAGGAGGUACAGGGACCAUGGACAGCUCCCUGACAGGAGGAGGUACAAGGACCAUGGACAGUUCCCUAACAGGAGGAGGUACAGGGACCAAGGACUGCUCCCUGACAGGAGGAGGUACAGGGACCAUGGACAGCUCCCUAACAGGAGGUGGUACAGGGACCAUGGACAGCUCCCUAACAGGAGGAGGUCCAGGGACCAUGGACAGCUCCCUAACAGGAGGAGGUACAGGGACCAUGGACAGCUCCAUGACAGGAGGAGGUACAGGGACCAUGGACAGCUCCCUGACAGGAGGAGGUCCAGGGACCAUGGACAGCUCCCUAACAGGAGGAGGUACAGGGACCAUGGACAGCUCCCUAACAGGAGGUGGUACAGGGACCAUGGACAGCUCCCUAACAGGAGGAGGUACAGGGACCAUGGACAGCUCCCUAACAGGAGGAGGUAUAGGGACCAUGGACAGCUCCCUGACAGGAGGAGGUCCAGGGACCAUGGACAGCUCCCUAACAGGAGGAGGUACAGGGACCAUGGACAGCUCCUGCAUCCCAAAUUCCACUAUAUUCCUUUCUUAG